AUGGCUGAUAAUAGUAAAUUUCAAGUUGAUUUCUAUUAUGAUGUUUUUUCUCCAUACAGUUGGAUUGCUCUCGAGGGCCUUCUUCGUUAUGAAAAAGUUUGGCCAAUAUCACUGAAAUUGAAACCUUUCUGUCUUCGGGACAUUAUGAUCGCCACAGGGAACAGACCACCGGCUGUAGUUUUGGCAAGAGCUAUGAACAUGCUCAAAGAUAUUCAAAGAAACAACGAAUUUUGGGGUAUGAAGAUUACGCCACCAGCUAAAUUCCAAUCAUGGUUGAAGAACAAGAGCACUACAACUGAAGUUACUCAAAAAACUCUAAUUGUUCUGCAACAUGAGCAGCCAGAGAAGCUUUUAACUGUCUCAAGAGGCUUUUGGAAGAGAAUGUGGAACGACGGAAAACCUAUUUUCCAGAGGGAUGAUAUUUUAACAGUAUUGAAAGACUGUGGUGUAGAAAAUUUCGAAAAUGUUUAUGAGAGAGCAUUGUCAUGUCCUAAGAUUGCUGAAGAACUGAAGGCGAAUACAACAAACGCUUUGGAUGAAGGGGCUUACGGAGCACCAUGGAUUGUUGUCCACAAAGACGGGGAGACCCAUGCGUUUUUCGGAUCUGAUCGUUUUCACUUCAUAGCUCAACUAAUCGGACAAACAUUCAGUGAUGGGCUGAUAAGAUUUUCGUCUAAAUUAUAA
Messenger RNA from Auanema sp. JU1783, 684 nucleotides. The record is from the annotation of a GenBank genome assembly. NCBI's taxonomy places the organism in Eukaryota, Metazoa, Nematoda, Chromadorea, Rhabditida, Rhabditidae.